CCGGUGUCCCUCUGUAACGGAACACGUGGAACCCCAUUGCACUUCCUUUUUCAACCAUGGGUCUUCUAGCGAAGCCCUUGUUAAUUGAUGCCCGAGGGCAUUUAUUAGGAAGACUUGCAGCCAUUGUGGCAAAGACCAUUUUACAAGGUCAAAGAGUCGUGGUUGUUAGAUGUGAAGGAAUCAACAUCUCUGGAAACUUCUACAGGAACAAGUUAAAGGUCUUGAAAUACCUACGAUUACGUUGCAAUGUUAAGCCAACAAGAGGACCUUUCCACUUCAGGGCUCCCAGUAAAAUGUUCUACAAGGCUGUUAGAGGUAUGGUCCCUCACAAGACAAGCCGUGGUGCAGAGGCUUUGGAGCGCCUGAAGGUGUUUGAAGGAAUCCCACCCCCAUACGAUAAACAAAAGAGGAUGGUGGUUCCCUCAGCACUAAGAGCAAACAGGCUUAAUCAGUCAAGAAAGUACUGUGAUUUAAACAGACUGGCACAUGAGGUUGGCUGGAAAUACCAGAAGGUCAUCUCUACACUGGAAACCAAGAGGAAGGUCAAAUCCAAGAACCACUUUGAAAGGAAGAAGUUCUUGUUGGCUCUCAGAGAAAAAGCCAAACAGAAUGCUGCAAAGAAGAUUGCUCCAUACCAGAAAGUUAUUGAAGGUUAUGGAUUUAACUAAAUAAAGACGAUGUUGAAUGUAA
This is a messenger RNA of Saccostrea echinata, 690 nucleotides long. RefSeq names its product large ribosomal subunit protein uL13-like. Gene Ontology annotation, biological process: translation; negative regulation of translation. The record is from RefSeq and is a predicted model, not a curated record. Gene Ontology annotation, molecular function: structural constituent of ribosome; mRNA binding. Lineage: Eukaryota; Metazoa; Mollusca; Bivalvia; Ostreida; Ostreidae. Gene Ontology annotation, cellular component: ribosome; cytosolic large ribosomal subunit. The coding region runs from base 57 to 668 and encodes 203 amino acids. The transcript has 7 exons.